AUGUUCUUGAAGGCAAGGCAUAUGGGAUGCUUGAUGUCUGCUUCAGCUAAAGAUGGUAAUGCAGGUCUAUUUCCAUUGUGCUUUGGUGUGGUUGAUUCUGAGAAUAAUGAUAACUGGCUUUGGUUUAUGGAGAAGUUGCAUGGUAUUUUGGAUGAAGAGAGAAGGGGUAACUUGCGUACUGCUUUGGUGUCCACAAAUGUCAAGUAUAAAAAGAGUUUGAUCAGAGUGUUUUCAAAAUGUGCUUAUGCUCUCACUGUGGCAAAGUUUAAUCAGCAUAUGGGUAAUUUGCUGAAACACGGUGGUGCAGCUGUUGUUCAUUUUCUGUCGGAGUUGCCUAAUGAGCGAUGGGCAAAUGUUUUUUUCCCGGGGCAACGUUAUGGAGCAAUGUCCUCUAGUCUAGCUGAGUGCUUUAACUCAUGGAUAUUGAAAGAGCGUGAAUUGCCCGUGGUGGAUAUGGUUGAUCGUAUAAGGAAGAAGAUGAUGAAAUCAAUGUGUUUGAGGAGAGAAAGGGCAAGUAAAUGGGAUCAGGUGAUUUGUCCUUAUGGGGAGUCUCGGUUGGAGAAGUUAUAUGAUUUAGUUAAAACAUGGAAAGUGAUUCCUUCAACUGCUGAUAUAUUUGAAGUUGACACAGAUCCGUCUGUAUGUGUUGAUAUUGGGAGGCGUACAUGCAGUUGUUGUUGGUGGCAGUUGAAUGCAUUCCCUUGUUGCCACGCUGUCUGUGCUAUCAAAUAUAGUGGUAAGGAUUUGAACUUGUAUGUAGAGCGUUAUUUUCAUGUUGAGAGUUAUCGUCGGGUGUAUUCAAAACCAAUUUACCCAGUUGCGUCAUUGUUGAAAGGUGAUGUGGUUGAUUGUGGUACUAGUAUUCUGCCACCAUUGUUAAAAAAGCCUCCAGGGCGGCCUAAGAAGAAGAGGAUUCGUUCGAAUGGAGAGAAGGUUAGAGAAAUGAAGUGUGGUAGGUGUGGGAAGAUGGGGAAUCAUAACAAACUUACUUGUAAGGAGGAUUUGAGGCCUGGUUUUUAG
This is a messenger RNA of Rhododendron vialii, 1020 nucleotides long. RefSeq lists its product as uncharacterized. NCBI's taxonomy places the organism in Eukaryota, Viridiplantae, Streptophyta, Magnoliopsida, Ericales, Ericaceae. The record is from RefSeq and is a predicted model, not a curated record. The coding region runs from base 1 to 1020 and encodes 339 amino acids. The transcript is spliced from 3 exons. Gene Ontology annotation, molecular function: zinc ion binding.